AUGGGAGCGACCAUUACUGGGGUUGAUAUGAACAACUUGACAGACGUUGAGUUUCGUCUCAUUCGUGAAGCCAUUUACACUCACCAGGUGGUGAUCGUCAAGGGUCAAGAGAAACUCAAACCGAUCAACCAGUUCGAGUUCGUCCGUCGACUUGACCCGGAAGCUAACCCUGUCCAUGGCUUUUUGACCGAUGAUGGGAAAUUUAAUGUUGUGCGUGGUUCAAAAGGUGUUACUUUGGUAGGCCAGGGGUAUAUCUCACACAACAAACAUGGAGGUGAUGGCCUGACACUGCAGUCGGGCACUCAUGCCGAUUUGCAUGUUGAGACACUAUCUGCUGAGGAAUUGGCAAGCGGGCAGUCUAGAUUUGGUGCUUUCCAUUUUGAUGGUGUUAUUUAUGGAUCUUAUCCAUCGCGCGUCACGACUCUACGCUGCGUCCAGGCUCCCAAAGGACCCGACGUGACGAUCCGCUGGGACGACGGGACUGGUCGGACAAUGACCGCAAAGCCCGGGCUGACGGCAUUUAUCAAUGGGUCGCAACUAUAUGAGAUGCUCACGCCCGAAGAGAAGGCGUUGGCUGAUAACAGCAGCUGGUCACCAGCACCCCAGCCAUAUGUCUGGACAGGCACUCGAAAGAUCCGAAACUGCGGUCUUGGAAUGGCCCCUGGAGGAAAGACUGUCCCACUAGACCAACUACCAGCCUGGACGUCGGACAAGGUGUACCGACUUCCGAUGGUGUGGGUCAACCCAGUGACAGGCGCGAAGUGCUUCCAGAUUCUGCCCGAUGUGGUUGAAAAGUUGUAUGUCAAGUCGAAACCUGGUGCUGAGGAGCGCACGGUUGAAGACAGCGACGAGAUUCGCCUUUGGCUCAAUGACAUUCUCGACAGAAUUUGCACACCAGAGAAUAUUUUGAUUCCGGAGUAUGAGGAAGAUGACGUCGUGAUGUUUAACAAUUGGGGAGUUCUUCAUAGCUCUAUUGACUUCCCUAAGAGCUAUGGCACCAGAAUUAUGCAUCAAUGUCAUAUCGCCUCUUCGACUGUUCCAGUCGGCCCCACCGCUGUCGUUUGA
Aspergillus uvarum CBS 121591 is the source of this 1065-nucleotide messenger RNA. Its product is annotated as TauD/TfdA dioxygenase family protein. The coding region runs from base 1 to 1065 and encodes 354 amino acids. The record is from RefSeq and is a predicted model, not a curated record. Lineage: Eukaryota; Fungi; Ascomycota; Eurotiomycetes; Eurotiales; Aspergillaceae. The transcript is spliced from 4 exons. Gene Ontology annotation, molecular function: oxidoreductase activity.